AUGUCGCUUUCAGCUCUUCCCGCGCCCUCCUUUGACCGCCCUUUCGGGAUCUACCUGUUCGAUCUCUUCGAUCAUUUGGUCUCAAAGCUCACUGGCGGUCGCUUUGUUCCUAGCGAGUUUAACUUUGUCGCUGGAGAAACUUUUUUCUCUACACCGGUCCCAGUCCUGGGUGCCAUCGUUCUCUACUACGUUAUCAUCUUUGGCGGACAGCAUAUAUUGAAAGCGAACAACGUGAGACCGUUGGUUCUCAACGGACUGUUUCAACUCCAUAAUCUACUUCUCACUAUUUUGUCCCUUACGCUCGUGACUCUUAUGGCCGAGCAACUGAUUCCAAUGAUUCACAAACACGGGCUCUACUACGCCAUCUGCGAUCCCGGUGCAUGGACUCAGCAGAUGGUGGUUUUGUACUACCUCAACUACCUCACCAAGUUCACAGAAUUUGUUGACACUCUUUUCCUGGUGGUGAAACAGAAAAAAUUAACAUUUCUACACACCUACCACCAUGGUGCCACCGCCCUUCUGUGCUACACACAGCUGAUCGGCCUGACCUCGAUCUCAUGGGUCCCAAUCACACUUAACCUGUUCGUCCACGUCGUCAUGUACUGGUACUACUUCCUCGCUGCGCGUAGCAUCCGCGUCUGGUGGAAGGAAUGGGUUACGCGCUUCCAGAUCAUCCAGUUUAUUCUGGACCUCUCCUUCAUCUACUUUGCCACCUACCAGAAAGUCGUCCAUAAUUUUGUUCCGUCGCUGCCUCAUUGCGGUGACUGUGCCGGCACGCCUCUAGCCACCAUCAGUGGUUGUAUUAUCAUCUCGUCCUACCUUGUUCUGUUCAUCGCAUUCUAUAUUGAGGUGUACAAAAAGAGCUCGAAGAAAGCCAAAGUUGUCCGCAGGGUUAGAGGUGGUGUUGCAGCCAAAGUUAACGAGUACGUUUAUCUUGACAAGCAAACUUUGCAGUCCAACUACGACUCCAACACCGGAUCGCCUUUGGCCGUCCCAAGACAGCGCAACCUCAGAUCCACCAAGAAGAAGAUUUAG
Messenger RNA from Ogataea haglerorum, 1035 nucleotides. RefSeq lists its product as uncharacterized. Gene Ontology annotation, cellular component: endoplasmic reticulum membrane. NCBI's taxonomy places the organism in Eukaryota, Fungi, Ascomycota, Pichiomycetes, Pichiales, Pichiaceae. Bases 1 to 1035 code for a protein of 344 amino acids. The transcript has a single exon. The record is from RefSeq and is a predicted model, not a curated record. Gene Ontology annotation, biological process: sphingolipid biosynthetic process; fatty acid elongation, saturated fatty acid; very long-chain fatty acid biosynthetic process. Gene Ontology annotation, molecular function: fatty acid elongase activity.